Molecule: messenger RNA, 1242 nt
Organism: Acanthosepion pharaonis
Lineage: Eukaryota; Metazoa; Mollusca; Cephalopoda; Sepiida; Sepiidae
Source: the annotation of a GenBank genome assembly
AUGCAAAAGGUUAAAGUGAAUCGCUAUGUCACUGGUAAAAGACCUGAUUAUGCUCCGGACACAAGUAGCGAUGAGGAGGAGGAAGAAGUUGAUUUUAAUUUUGGUCCGAAGAAAACCGCACAUGAUGUACCAAAAGUAACCCCUGUCGAAACUCAUUACGAAGAUCCACGUCUGAGACGAUUGAAAGAACGGGCAGUAGACGAUGAUGAGGGUAGCGACGUGGAAGAUCGUGUUACGCGACAUCGUCGCGAAGUAAUUGAACCUGAAGUGUUGAUGGAAGCCUCAGAAGAUGAAACAGACAACAGGCAUCGUCGAGAAGAAGAAGAGAGUAGUGAAGAGGAGGAAUUGGAUGAAGAAGAGAUCGAACGGCGUCGAGAGAUUCUGAGACAGCGUGCUUUACAGAGAAAAGAAGAGCAAGAAGAGGAGGUGAUGGAUGUUGAGGAUGAGCGAUCAGAAGGAGAAAGCGAAGAAGAAUCCUCAGAAUAUGAAGAGUACACAGACUCUGAAGAAGAAACUGGGCCCAGGUUGAAACCCGUUUUUGUGCGCAAAAAAGAUCGAAUCACAAUCCAAGAGAAAGAAAGGGAAGAUCAAAAAGUGCGUGACCAAGAGAUGGAGACAAAGAGAAUGACAGAAGAACGGCGCCGACAAACUUUAAAAAUCAUUGAAACAGAAGCAAGGAAAGAAAAUGAAGAAAAGAAAGAAGAUGAUCCUUGCAAUGCUGUUGACACAGGGGACGAGAAUGAUGAAGAAGAAUACGAAGCCUGGAAAGUACGUGAAUUGAAACGAAUGAAACGUGAUAGAGAAGAAAGAGAAGCAUUGGAGAAAGAAAAGGGUGAAGUGGAUCGGCUGAGAACAAUGACAGAUGAAGAAAGGAGAGCAGAUCUUCGUGCUAAUCCCAAAGUUAUUCCCAACAAAGCCCCGAAAGGAAGAUACAAGUUUCUUCAAAAGUAUUAUCACAGAGGUUCCUUCUUUAUGGACGAGGAUGACACUGUGUACAAAAGAGACUUUUCAGCACCAACUCUGGAAGAUCAUUUUGAUAAGACCAUUCUUCCAAAGGUCAUGCAGGUUAAGAACUUUGGCCGCUCAGGCCGAACCAAAUACACACACUUGGUUGACCAAGAUACGACACAGUUUGAUUCACCGUGGCUUACAGACUCUGCUCAGAAUCUCAAAUUCCAUAUGACAAAAGGUGGUGGCAUGAAACAAAUGUUUGAUAGACCAAGUGUCAGGAAAAGAAAAUGA